GUUUCUAUGGCUCUCAAAAGACGUCCCCGAUACGAAGACACCGGAGCAAGAAAAUGUAGAAAAAUGUUUCAUGCCAAGGUGGAACACGAACAUGCAAAGCUACGGACCAUCUCACGCUUACGCGACAGUGCAGACAGGGAAGAAUUUAGUUUGGAUAAACGAGGUGACGUGAUGCGAGUAGAAGCACCUCAAAAUCAAGAAAAGUUCCAUGAAGGAUCACCAGCUGCAGGGUUUUAUGUACUGGCGACUUCCAGUAUUCGAUCGUAA
Cylicocyclus nassatus is the source of this 267-nucleotide messenger RNA. Lineage: Eukaryota; Metazoa; Nematoda; Chromadorea; Rhabditida; Strongylidae. The record is from the annotation of a GenBank genome assembly.